AUGCCUCGAGAGAAAAGUCGUUAUCGGGACCGACGAAGUUCGUCAUAUAGUUCCGAAUCUUCUUAUGAACGAAAGAAAUCAAAAAGCAAACACAAACGCAGAAGUAGAUCCAGAGAUCGAUCCGAAAUAAGUAGUCACAGAAGAAGACGGUCGACUUCUCGAGGUUCUCGUUCAAAAUAUAGAAGAAGAAGUCAUUCUAGAAGUUUAUCUCGAGACAGGGAUAGAUACGAAUCUAAAUCUAGGAGACGUUCAACAUCUCGAUCACGUUCUAAACGAGAUCGAUCCCGUUCCAUCUCGAGCUCAAGAAGUAAAUCAAAACAUACUAAAAAGAAGUCAAAGAAAUCACGUUCUACUAGCAGUCGCUCUUCUUCAUCUGAAAUUGAACACAAUAUUGCAGUUCAUGCCAAAAAGAUCAAUCUUGAUGACAUAGAAACUAAAGUGGAAAAAGCAAUAAAGGCUGCUGAAGCAGUAGGAUUGACUAUGACAAAAAUACCAACUUAUGAAUACAAGGAGGUUGAAAUUAAAGAAGAUAUGCCUACAAUACAUGAUAGAAAUUUGCUGGCAGAGUUGAAUAGUGACUCCUUUGUUCCUAAAUCAUUUACUUCAUCAAGGAAUAAGAAACAUCAGUCACAGAAUAUAGUGAUAGAUUUAAAUUCUCAAACUGUUACUGUACCAGAAACUGAGAAAAAAGUUCAGAAUGAUGACUCAAUAAUUAAUGUUGAUGAAAUACCAAGUGAAGAAGAACUAAAAGAGAUGUGGAUACAAAAGCUAUACCACUACAGGAAGAAAAUGGUUCGAGGCGAAACUUAG
Molecule: messenger RNA, 810 nt
Organism: Arctia plantaginis
Lineage: Eukaryota; Metazoa; Arthropoda; Insecta; Lepidoptera; Erebidae
Source: the annotation of a GenBank genome assembly